Lytechinus variegatus (green sea urchin) is the source of this 1722-nucleotide messenger RNA. Its product is annotated as heparan sulfate glucosamine 3-O-sulfotransferase 1-like. Bases 308 to 1498 code for a protein of 396 amino acids. Gene Ontology annotation, molecular function: [heparan sulfate]-glucosamine 3-sulfotransferase activity. The transcript is spliced from 2 exons. The record is from RefSeq and is a predicted model, not a curated record. Lineage: Eukaryota; Metazoa; Echinodermata; Echinoidea; Temnopleuroida; Toxopneustidae.
AUUCACUUUCGAGCCUUUUCAAAGAAAGUUGGUGUAUCAAUGAAAAUCCGCACAUGUCCGCAUAUGCCUUUUUGUAUACAAUACCUUACCACAGUUCCUUCAAUUUAAAGACGUUGGAUGUGACUCUAUAUAAGCCUACUUUAUUCAUUAUAUAGAAUCAAUAUGUCAUCUAGCUCCGUAGCACGUCUUGUUUAACACUGCCUAUGAAUAUUCAUUACUCAGGAUUCGUAUAGAUACAAGGAAGGAGUCAUCUUUACCGGCACACAGAUUUUGAUCUAACUCCUUUGUGGCAACAAGGGUGACUAUCAUGAUAUGCACAUAUAUUCGCAUAAAGAAACGCUACAUUUUAACGUAUGUUUCAUUAUUGUUGACUUUCUUCUUCGCGUGUUAUUAUUUUACUGAAUACGAAAAAUACACCUCCCCUCCUGUUACAAGACUCGGAUCCAACGCCUAUAAAAAAGAUCAACCACAGGGAGUGGUGCAAGCACUUGACCAUGGCUGUUACCUCCAGACAUCAAACUUCAGCCAGCACCAGCAUUCUGAAGAACUUCUGGCAGAACGGAACUGUCGAAAGAAGAUGCCGGUUGCUCUGAUAUUGGGGGCUGCUCUUAGUGGAUCUGCAACCCUGAAGAGCGCCCUCUCAUUUCAUCCCGAUGUGACUGUGCCAGAGUUCACAGUUCCUCUAAAUUUCACCGAUAUUGGCCCAUUCUUAGCGAAGAUACCAUACUCUCUCCCUCAUCAAAUCACUGUAGGGGAAUCUCAAGAAUACCUGUACAUGACGGACAUAUCGAAACAAAUGGUAACGCCUGUCUUUCCUGGCCUUAAGGUCAUCAUUCUUAUACGAGAUCCGGUGGCAAGAGCAAUGUCAGAGUUCUUAACUUUGAAGUCGAAUAGCUGUUCAGAGGUUUAUCGCCAGAGUAUUUCAAAACAUUUACAUUUGCUAGUUGGGACAAGUAGAUACGAUCCCCAUGAAGUAGUAAAAGAGAGGUCUUGGACAGGAAAAAACUCCCAGCUGUAUGAGACAAGCCCUGACGACAUGCACUACAAUUUAGAGGACACUUUCCAAGAAACCGUAUUGGAAUCAGCUCAGAUUGAUCCAGUGCAUUUUCUGGUUCAGAGGAGUAUUUAUGGGUCCGGCAUAAGGAAAUGGGUCCGAGUAAUUCCACUACAGAACAUGUUGAUAAUAGACGCUGAGAGGUUUGCUAAAAGUCCCGUCGAGACUUUGAAGAUUGUAGAACAUUUUCUUGGACUGAGACCUUAUUACCACAAAGACUUCUUCAGCUUUGACCUUCCUAAAGGGGAAUUUUGUUUCAAUUCACCGUUGCGAUCCUGCGUAGAGCCUUUACCUAUACAGAAGCCAUUACCUGCUCUGUCUGAUGAAAUCGUUACUCUUCUUCGAGAUUUCUUGUUACGCUCGAUCAAAGUUCAAAACAAAUAUGCCAAUGCUUAUUUUCCACACCUUGGUGAGAAUCCGUUAAUAUAUACCCCAUUUAGAUAACCAUGCAUGUAGUCUUGAUCAAUUGAUCAAGAUCUGGUGGCGGUGCCGUGUCCCAGUGGAAAGCGCCUACAUUUUAGUCCAGGGUUCGUUCCCUGGUCAUGGUCACUAUGCCCGUGAACACGGCACUAAUUGGCAUACUAUCGGGUCUACGAUGGCAUGUGUUCUACCUACACUGUUAGAAAAUUUGUCCUUAAAAUAAAAGAAGUUCCUGCAGCAGAGUCUCG